Messenger RNA from Aphidius gifuensis, 6089 nucleotides. It is a transcript of the gene Sp1, whose product is annotated as transcription factor Sp9-like. Gene Ontology annotation, biological process: regulation of transcription by RNA polymerase II. Bases 668 to 2647 code for a protein of 659 amino acids. Lineage: Eukaryota; Metazoa; Arthropoda; Insecta; Hymenoptera; Braconidae. Gene Ontology annotation, molecular function: RNA polymerase II cis-regulatory region sequence-specific DNA binding; DNA-binding transcription factor activity, RNA polymerase II-specific. The record is from RefSeq and is a predicted model, not a curated record. The transcript has 3 exons.
AUGUUUUAUAAUAUAGGUGUGUGCCAGGGGCAUGUUUCCCUACUCUAACCAAUUCUUCUCUAUUCAUUUCCCCCGAUUACAACCGGCCGAGAACCCGAUCUUGUUUGGCCAGCAGUCUGUUACGGCGCGAAGAACGGGAACCACGUUAACUGGUUUACCCAACUAUAUCAUAUAUCAAUAUAUAUUUUUUAAUAACAAUAUAUUAACUCUUUUUUUUUUUUUUUUUUUUUUCUAAUUAUUAUUUUAAUUGUAUAUUGUAUUAAUUAACAAAUUAAAAAUAUAUAAAAACGAGCCAAAGUGGCCAUUGUGGCCAAAAAAAAAUACAAUUCAGUUUAUUAUUAAUAAUUUAAACAUUUGUUUAUUUAAUAUUAAAUAAAUAAUUUGUGAUAACGUGAUUAUUUAUUUUUAAUAAUAGUGAAUUUAAAUAUUUUUUUUUUUAAACAAGAAGAAUGAACUUGAUUUCUUGUGCUUAUGAAGAAGUAAAAAAAAAAUUAUAAAAUAUAUUUUUAAAAAAAAUAUAAAUACGAGUGCACGAUUAUUUGAUUCGAAGACCAAAUUUUUUGGUUUCUUAUUUUUUUGUUCUUGUUACUUCUGAUAAUUUGAUCGAGCGAAGAGACGGACACACCCGUGGAGACUCGUGACACGAGGAAGCACGGAGGCGUUCGAGAUGCUGACGGACAUGAAUCCAGCUGCGGCUGGUCAGCUUUAUCCACAACUACAGUCAAUGAGCAAAUCACCCGUUCAUGGACAUGUGGAUCAUCCUGGUCUUCGUGGCACCCCAUUGGCAAUGCUCGCUGCUCAGUGUAACAAAUUGAGCAAUAAGAGUCCACCACCCCUUGCCGAUGCUGCAGUUGGCAAAGGUUUUCAUCCAUGGAAAAAGAGUCCACAAAGUAGCGGCAGUUCACCACAACAUCCUGGAUCAGGCGGAGGAGGAGGAGGAGGUGGCGGAGGAUGUACGACAACUGGAGUGACGCAGAGACCAACAGCGACAAGCAGUGCAGGUAGCACCGGCGGUGGUUAUGCACGAGCACCAAUAACAUCAUGUGCAUCAACAGCCCCACAAUAUGGUAGUGACUUGUACUUUCCUGGUACAGCAUCAGCACAACCAGCUGAUCCACAUCAUCAUCAAAAUAGUUUAUUGGGAAAAGUUGAAGGUGCAACACUUGGUUCAGUAUAUGGAAGACAUCCAUAUGAAUCAUGGCCUUUUAAUACAAUGACUGGUGCAACACACGGUGGUAUUAAAGCUGGUGAUGGCUGGUGGGAUGUUCAUGGUGCUGCUACUGGAGGUUGGCUCGAUGUUAGUGGCACUGUGGGCGUUCAUGCACAAAUGGCAAAUUAUGGUGCUGAUUAUUCAACAAGUUUGGCAUUAGCUGGUAAUCAUUUGUUAUCAUCAGCAACAUCAGCUGGUCAUAAUUUAUUACAAGAUACGUACAAGUCAAUGUUACCUGGUGGACCACCUGGUUUUGGGCUACACUCACAUCACAGUCCUGGUGGUGGAGGUGGUGGGGGUGGUGGUGGUGGUAUUAAUGGUGGUAAUGGUGGUAAUGUUGGUAACAAUGGUAAUGGUGGUGGUGCUGGAAGUCCUCAAGGUGGUGCAGGUGGUGGUGUCAGUCAGGCACCAUCACCACGUUCACAAAGACGUUAUACUGGUCGUGCAACUUGUGAUUGUCCAAAUUGUCAAGAGGCCGAAAGACUUGGUCCCGCCGGUGUUCAUUUGAGGAAGAAGAACAUUCAUAGCUGUCACAUACCUGGAUGCGGCAAGGUCUACGGGAAGACAUCACAUCUGAAGGCCCACUUACGGUGGCACACUGCGGCACCUUCGAACCCACACCGGCGAAAAGAGAUUCGCCUGUCCGGUCUGCAACAAGCGGUUCAUGCGCAGCGAUCAUCUCGCGAAGCACGUCAAGACCCACAGCAGCAACAGCUCCAGCGGCGCCAGCAAGGCCAAGGGGGGAGCGGGGAGCUCCUCAGCAGAGUCCUGCUCAGACAGCGAGGACAACGUGAGCCAGCAGAGUCCCAAUUCGGUAGUCCCGGGUGUACCAGUGACACCACAGUCAGCCAACUCGGGCCAACAACAAUUACAACAACAAUCGGGUCAAGUGGGACUGGCAGCGGUGUCACAGGGCUCCCAGGACACCAACGUAGUAGUAACAUCACAGGUCAAUCACCAUCAAACGACAACACCCAUGACUCCAAUGCAGAUGCAACCCAUGACCCCACCACCAAUGACUCCACACCAUCCCCACCACCCUCAUCUCCCGCCUCUAAUGCACCAUCCACAUCAUCACGCAACAUCCGUACAAUCGCACCAUCCACACGCGGGGAUGAGCAUGCACUGAGCCCGGUGGGGCCCGGUGGAACCACAACGGGCUCCCUGGGCUCCCCAUCACUAUCCUCCUACCCCCUUAACAUGAAUAAUUUCAUUCAUCAACAACAUCAUCUUCAUCAAAAUCAUCAACAUCAUCAUUCCCAUCAACAACAACAACAACAACAGCAACAACAACAGACAUACAAUCACUAUCAACAAAAUCGUCAAAACAAUAACAACAACAAUAAUAACGCCUACUCAAUCACACAAAAUCCUGGAACUCCAGGCAAUGCUCAGACUCCAUCCCCCUCAUCCCCCGCACCUGUACAUAGUCUUUAAAUUCCUAUAUCGCAUUAAUUCCUCCUUAUCCUCCUCAAUUGUAUCCUCUCAUGAUAUUCUGAUCCAACUACGACACUUAUAUAUUUAAUAUACUUGAAUUCCAAGUAAGAUAAAAUGAAAAUAAUAAUAAUAAUAAUAAUUAUAAUUAUAAUAUUAAUAAAAAUAGGAAAAUAAUUAUCCUUUUAUCACAUUACACAGCUAUAAUGCAUCGACACAAAAUAUUACACGCAUCACACAUUUACUUUCUUUUUUUUCCUCAAUUUCUGUCUCCUCUCUCUCUCUCUCUUUCUGUCUCUGUCUGUAUCUAUCUUUUUAUGACUGUCUUUGUUGUCAAAUUUUAAUCUACUUGUAAAUACUAUACAUAGCGCGUGAAAGAUAAAUAUUAUAUUAUUAGAGUGAUAUAAUAUUGUAUUGAAAUAAAAAAAAAAAAGAAAAAAAAAAAAAAGAUAAUGUUUUAAUUAAAAAAAAAAUUGAAAAUAAAAAUCAACAAUUACACAGUACACGUACACUUACAUAUAAAUAUAUAUGCGUUCGGUUGAAUCGACGCGGUUGUACGAUAUUAUAUUAUAAUCUCAGCCCAGAUUCCACGCGUCUUAAAAUUAUUAAUUAAUAACAGUGCAAGUUAGCGACAGGUGAUGGGCAUAAAUGUAUUUUUAUUAAUAUUAUUUCGAAAAAAAAAAAAUCUAUUUUUCUUCAACAAUAAUAAUAUAUCACGAAGAAAUAUAGCUUUUUUUUUUAUUUAUCUUUUUUUCUAUAUUUAUAUUUGUUUUUAAUUUUUUCUUUUAUCAGAACUCCCAGCCCGUUGCAACUUUUGAGCAAAAAAGACGCGUGGAAACUUGUAUAAUGUGUACACUUUCGGAUGGUGCCCCAUAUCACGCCCACCCGUUUAAAUAAAUAAAAAAAAAAAAAACUUAGUAUCUUUACUACUAUUAAUUAUUAAUUAUUAAUUAACUGAAUUAUUAUUGAAGUAUUAUUAUAUGAAAAAAAAAAAAAACCAACAAAUUAUGAAAUUCAUUUUAAAGAGAUAAAAAAAAAAAUUAAUAAAUGAUGCUUUUGUGAGUACGAAAGAAGCGUUAAUGAUUAUUUAUGAUCACAUAUGCUUCCUAAACACACAGAUCCCAACUUUAUUCUUACUCUCUUUAUUUUAUUUUUUUUUGUUUUCUUUGUUUUAUUAUUAGAUAAGUCGACCGUUGUUUGAUUAUUGAUAAUUAAUACUCGGUCUUUUUAGUCAUUGCAAUUUUAUUUAUUUAAAAUAAAAAAGUUUAAUAAGCGGUUGCAACAACACACGAUCAUUUUUGUCAAAUAUAUUAUUAAAAUUAUUAAUAAUUAAUUGGAAUAAAUUAAAAAUAAAUUCAUUUACCGGUUGUAAUUUAAAUUGUUUAUUUAAAAAUGCUUGAAAAUGAUCCAGUGUCGUUGAAAAUUCAACAAUCGUCUUCAAAUUUAUCAACAAUUAUUUAUGAUAAAUAAAAUUGAAAUAAUUAAAACCCCGAUUACUAAUAUCAAUUGUAAUUAUUAAUUUUAUUUUUAACCAAAUUUCCAAGGUCUGAAUGCAUAUAUAUUUCUACGAUAUCCACGAAUGAAAAAUUAGAUUUAAUAAAUUCAACAUAAUAAUAUCAUACUUAGCCCCAGCACCAAUGACAAAUUCUCGUGUCAAUAAAUAAUAGAAAAUCAUUGUCAAAAAGUAAGGGGGGAAAGUCGUAUAAAGGGUAGAUGAAAAAGAAAAAAAAAAAGAGCAGAUCUUUUUUUUUUUUUUUUUUUGCGGCAAGUAAUAUCGCACGGGCUGUUAGUUCCCGGAUUUUUUGAGCCAUGAAAUGUCCCGUCAUAACAUAAGCUUUUGCCCCCACUAUUUUAUGAUGCACGUCGUUGUUGUAUUAUGUAUAUUUUAUAUAUUUUUUUUUUUUAUUUUUCCCUCCACCACACGCUAAUGUGACUAUUCCAUUUAUCGGUUAAUAUAUUUUACUUUUUUUCUGCCAUCAUCACAUCAGCAUUCGCGUUGGAUUUGGGGUGCACUAUCUACUUGAAAAAAAAAAAAAAUAUUUGUUCUAUUAACUUGAAUAUCUUUCCUCUAAAAAAAUAAUAAUAAAAAAAAAAAAAUAAAAUCCAGUUGUAAAUUACAAAAAUAUGUAAAUUAUUAUUUAAUUUUUUUAUUCAUCAUAAAAUUUGCUGAUUAAAUUAAUUAACAACGGGGCUUUGAAAAAGUAAAUUAAACAAAUAUUUUUUAAAUUUUUUUCUAUAGAUAAUUUGUAUAAAUAUAUAAACUAAUUAAUGGUCAACCUACAAGCACGAAAAAAAAAAAGCUUUGUUGUACUAAAUGUUGAUAUAAAAUUAAAUUCAUUUAAAUUCAAAAUUAAUCCGUUGAAAGAGAAUUGAAAUACAUGGAAUUUGGAUAUUGUAUAUAUCGUGCAGUCAUGAUGGCGCGCGUUUGGCAUGUUCGCAGUAGCAGACAAUUUGGGAAUAGCUGUUAAUCAAACUGGGAUAACCGAUAGCAGUGCUCAAUUUGGUAUUAUUAGCGAGAAUGACUUGGCUUCAUCACCCUCAUCAGAAUCAAUGGGACCAGAGUGGAUACACGAUACAACAGCCACUUCCGACUGCAAUAAAAUUUACUAAAUAAAAAACAAUAUUAAAAAAUUAAAUAAUAAUAAUAAUAAUAACAAUAACAAUUAAUAACAAUAAAAAUGAAUUUGUUUUUUUUUCUUUUUUAUAUUCAUUUGAUAUUGAUGAAUCCGUCUGGAUUAAACAAGCAGAGAUAAAUAAUAAGAUCGUUAUGCAAAUCAGAAAAUAGAUGGGUAUAUAUUUUGUUUAAUUUUUUUUUUGUAUUUUUUACUAGUAAAGUUGGGGGUCAUGCCACGACAAUUCGCGGGGGGUGCGGUUAAUGUUUAGUAGUGAUGCUUUCAGCAGGGUGCCAUUGCUUCUCGGUGAUUUACCAACCCAAGGGUGGAGUUGCUUUUGGUAUGGUUUGUUAUUCAAUUUAGAACGUUAUCCCCUCAGCCACUGUUCGCAUGCCAAAUUUAUAUAUAUAUAUAUUUUAUAGCCGCAUACAUUUUAUACAAAUGUGUGAUGCUUUUAUUUUUACUCACGUAUUAUUUUUUCAUACCCCCUCACUGUGUCACAAACCAAUCGUUCUUUGUUCCAUUGUCGCAAAAAGAAAUCAAUAGUUAUUUAAAAAAAAAAAAAAUUUUUUUUAUUUAUUUUUCAUCACGUUAUAAUUAAGUUAAUUUUAAGUUAAUUUUAUUUAUUUAAUCAAUGAUUUUUAAUGCUCAUUUUUUUUUUUUUUUCAAUCAUCUGUAUGUAAUUAUAAUUUUAUUUUAUUUCAGAUUUUUUUUUUUUUUUUUUCUUCUAGGCUUAUGAUUUUAAUUAAUUUUUAUUUAUUUUUUUUUUCUUAUCUAUGGCGAGCAUUGACCACGUGGGUGGUUUUUAUGUUUUUGACACUAAACAGCAUCAC